Pieris macdunnoughi is the source of this 441-nucleotide messenger RNA. The record is from the annotation of a GenBank genome assembly. NCBI's taxonomy places the organism in Eukaryota, Metazoa, Arthropoda, Insecta, Lepidoptera, Pieridae.
AUGUCUGGUGGAUCUGGUGAACCAAAUACUACAAGUAGAAGGACAUGGAGUGUUAGUGAGGAUGGCAAGCACACAGUCGUUGUGGCAAGCCGCAGUGAGUUGAGUACACCUAGUACUGUAUCCCUACCUCCCCCAGAGCCUGCUCCAGGUCUUAUAUUACCUGAUGGGUCUAUCAAUUGGGGCUGUCCUUGUCUUGGUGGCAUGGCCACGGGGCCCUGCGGAACUCAAUUCCGUGACGCAUUUUCCUGCUUCCAUUACAGUGAAGCUGAACCAAAAGGGAGUGAUUGUUAUGAAAAGUUCAGUGUAAUGCAAGAGUGCAUGGCACAGUACCCUGAAUUGUAUGGCAAGGAUGAUGAUGAUGAUGAACUUGCUGCUGCUAUGGAGGAGUCUGCAGCUACCAGUGAAGAUUCUACAACCAAAGAUGAAAAAAAGAAAUUGUAA